CCUCCAUCCCGCGAUCCCUCCUUCACCUCCUCCUCGUUCAUCUUGGUCCCUUCGUACCUCGCCUGCUCGCAAAUUAGACGCUGCUUUAUCAAUUCCUCGCUCGGCCUUUACAGCUCCCUCUCACCUUCGUUUUUAUUCAAUCCCAUUCCAUGGAUCUUGACGCAGGGGACUCCCCGUGGGGCGACGUCCCAUCUCAGUCGCCCCCCACUCAUACUGCUCCUAAAACCGACGCUGAAGAACCAACUCCCGAUCAACCGACACAGCCAGCUAGCUCCAACGCUCCCCGCUCCCCCGUCCGAAGAGGUCCCAGAGGUACCCGCCGGAUUAAUGCGCAGGCGACCAAGUUAGAAGCCGUCGAUGAUUCCUUCGAUCCCUUGGGUCCGCUAGGAGACAAGGCCGCUGAGAGCAGCCCCCACGAACAGGCUCCGACUCCUCCGCAGAAGGAAGCAUUCGCCACGCGCAAUGCACGUCCUACUUCAUCAGCAUCGCAGGCCUCCAGUAGCGCGGCUCUGGGAGAGUCGGUCAACCUGGAAGAAGAUGGUGCGGGACUCCGGGGUCCUCCACCGGUUCAGCCCCCUAUCGACGCGGAGGGGUCGAAGCGACAGUCCGAACCCAGCAUCAGUGUUGAGAAGGCCGCGAAUCCGACCUUUGACAUCACCGUGGGCGACCCACACAAGGUAGGAGAUCUCACGAGCAGUCAUAUUGUGUAUCAAGUUAGGACGAAGACGACCUCGAAAGCCUACCGCCAACCGGAGUUUACGGUUAGCCGGCGAUACCGCGACUUUCUGUGGCUCUACAACUCGAUGCACAACAACAACCCCGGCGUUGUUGUACCUCCACCUCCGGAGAAACAAGCUGUAGGCCGGUUCGAUACGAAUUUCGUCGAGUCUCGGAGAGCAGCCCUAGAGCGAAUGUUGAACAAGAUUGCGGCGCAUCCUAUCCUUCAGCAUGACGGUGACCUUAAGAUCUUCCUCGAGAGCGACACGUUCAACCUUGAUGUGAAGAACAAGGAGAACCGGGAGCCAGAUCUGGGACAGAGCAAGGGCAUGUUUAGUUCCUUCGGAAUCAAUGUUGGUGGGGGUGGGAAAUUCGUUGAGCAUGACGAUUGGUUCCAUGACCGCAAAAUUUACCUAGAUGCCCUGGAGAACCAGCUGAAGGCCUUGCUGAAGUCUGUCGACAUUGUGGUGGCUCAACGGAAGGGCUUGGCCGAAGCAGCUGGAGAUUUCUCUGCUUCACUUCAUGCCUUGGCUGCUGUCGAGCUCUCUCCAGCCCUCUCGGCUCCCUUGGAGGGUCUUUCCGACCUUCAGCUGCGUAUCCGGGAAUUAUACGAGCGUCAGGCUCAACAAGAUGUUCUCACUCUGGGUAUCACCAUCGAUGAAUAUUUGCGGUUGAUUGGUAGUGUCAAGACAGCAUUCACCCAACGACAGAAGGCCUUCCACAGCUGGCAUGCGGCCGAGGCCGAAUUGCAGAAACGCAAGCACACCCAAGAGAAACUGCUCCGGCAAGGCAAAACUCAACAGGAUCGUCUGACUCAGGUCAAUGCCGAUGUGGCGGAUGCCGAACGGAAGUCUCACCAGGCAAGGUUGUUGUUCGAGGAUAUGGGCCGCUUGAUGCGGAAUGAACUUCAGCGCUUUGAGAAGGAGAAGGUUGAGGAUUUCAAGUCUGGCGUCGAGACAUUUCUGGAGAGCGCUGUCGAAGCUCAGAAGGAGUUGAUCGAACUCUGGGAAACCUUUUUGUUUCAACUCGAUGCGGGUGAAGAUGGCAAUCUGCUAUACGGAGCUCCCGGGGCGGGAGCUGCUCCGGCCGAGUCAACAGAAGGAGUUCCGGAGACAGUCCCGGCCCCGGAAUCUGAAGAGGCGUAAAGUGAUAUCCCAUUCCCCGUUGCUUCUGUAUAAAACAAUCCGCCACGACUUGUUGAUGCUCGCAUCCGUCAUUGUCGUCAAUUUCUCCUCGUGUCUCGAUUAGUAUCCUUUGGUGCGGCGCACAGUUGUUCCCGUUCGGCGAGUUUUUUGACAAGUACGCAAUUGAGAUAACUGUUCGGCAGCGCGUCUCAGCCUUACAUUGCCCAACACAUGUAGCCUAAUCCGCUUCCCAAAUCUGAGAUUGAAC
Messenger RNA from Aspergillus homomorphus CBS 101889, 2109 nucleotides. Its product is annotated as sorting nexin 1. The transcript has 6 exons. The coding region runs from base 150 to 1862 and encodes 570 amino acids. Gene Ontology annotation, molecular function: phosphatidylinositol binding. Gene Ontology annotation, biological process: protein retention in Golgi apparatus; retrograde transport, endosome to Golgi. Gene Ontology annotation, cellular component: endosome. NCBI's taxonomy places the organism in Eukaryota, Fungi, Ascomycota, Eurotiomycetes, Eurotiales, Aspergillaceae. The record is from RefSeq and is a predicted model, not a curated record.